This is a messenger RNA of Paracoccidioides brasiliensis Pb18, 318 nucleotides long. RefSeq lists its product as uncharacterized. The transcript has 3 exons. The record is from RefSeq and is a predicted model, not a curated record. The coding region runs from base 1 to 318 and encodes 105 amino acids.
AUGGCUGCGCAGCCCACCGGCAAAACAUUUGUAGAGGAAAGCAGAAGCCAGACAAAAGAACGACCACAUACUCCUAGCCGGAGGAGCCCACGCCUUUGCAAUGAAUACCAAGUCCCCUCUGAGUGGGACACAAAACGAAGAGUUUUAUCUCCGCCAACCGCGAGUCGACCCCGAGAUACUCUCUCGCAUGAACUGAUCAACCAAAACCAGAAGUGUAAGCAUGCUGAGUCGCUUCAGAAUCCACUUGAGCGUCUUGGUCACCCGCCUCCCGAUGAGAAGCAGGAGACGGAAAACGAAAGGAAACUGAUCCCCAUCUAA